Molecule: messenger RNA, 1290 nt
Organism: Trichomycterus rosablanca
Lineage: Eukaryota; Metazoa; Chordata; Actinopteri; Siluriformes; Trichomycteridae
Gene: nup35
Product: nucleoporin 35
Exons: 9
Coding region: 107-1021 (304 amino acids)
Biological process (GO): NLS-bearing protein import into nucleus; nuclear pore organization
Cellular component (GO): nuclear membrane; nuclear pore central transport channel; nuclear pore nuclear basket
Molecular function (GO): phospholipid binding; nucleic acid binding; structural constituent of nuclear pore
Source: RefSeq, a predicted model, not a curated record
AUUUCCAGUGCUCAGUUUGAAUUUUCGGAUGAGCGACGCGUGCUGAGGUUAUUUUAUUAUAUUUAUUUAAUAUUGAAAUAUAAUCUGUUAGGGUUUUUCUUCUGAAAUGGAGAUUCAGGGUAUGGAGCCGAUGUCUCUGGGUUCUCCGUCUUCCCCGAAGCCUGUACCCGGGUUUCUACCUGGUUUUCUGAUGGGAGACAUGCCCGCUCCUACUACACCACAGCCCAGGACACUAAGCCUGAGCGGGGGAAGCAUCGACACCAGAGUGCCUCCACUCACAGGUGGUUCCCCUCCUCAGCCAGUGGUUCCCACUCCUAAAGAUAAAAGUGGUGCUCCUCCGGUUAGAAGUAUCUACGACGAUCUGUCCAGUCCUGGGGUCGGCUUCUCUCCUCUCGCCUCACGCAAACCGGUGUUUGCUGGACUACAGACCCCUCUAUCUGGUGUUGCUGCUACUCCAGGAUCAGGUAAUGUAUUCAGUCCUGCAUCAUUAGUACAGAGGAAGUCUGCCCUGUCCCCGGCGCAGGUGGAUCCUUUCUUCACUCAGGGUGACGCUCUGUCCUCCGAAGAUCAGCUCGAUGAGACCUGGAUCACCGUGUUUGGGUUUCCACCAGCGUCAGCGUCCUACAUCCUGUUACAGUUCGCUCAGUACGGGAACAUCCUCAAACAUGUGAUGUCGAAUUCGGGGAACUGGAUGCACAUUCAGUAUCAGUCGAAGCUGCAGGCCAGAAAAGCUCUGAGUAAAGAUGGAAAGGUCUUCGGAGAGUCAAUCAUGAUCGGAGUCAAACCCUGCAUCGACAAGAGUGUAAUGGAGAAGACUGAGAAGAGCAGUACUGGUAUGUUCACUCCUCCAGUGAAGAACCUGAGCAGUGUGAAUCCAUCCACGCCACGAUCAGCCAUGAGACCUCUCAGUACCCCUCACCGAAACACCAGCACUGAUUACCAGGUGGUGACGGACAGAGAGACUCCGCGUAAGGACGACAGUUUUGUAUCUAAAGCGAUGGAGUACAUGUUCGGCUGGUGAUCCGGGUUCCACUCUGCACUUUACCCUGCAGUCCGUGAUCGGACCGUGCUCGCGGCUCGGAUCACAUCAAGCUGCAAUACCAAUACACAGCGUUUAUCAGACUAUUCAGAUUUUUCUUACAUCAUUACAUCAUCAUGCUGUCUUAUAUUCUAUCUUUAUAGUUCAACGAACAGCCAUGUUUUUAACCAUCGGAUCACUUUAUUCGAUCAGAUUUACACCUCUGACUUUCCUUUUCUUUGUGACAUUGUGUAAAUAAAUGUAUGUUUUUU